Myxocyprinus asiaticus (Chinese sucker) is the source of this 1115-nucleotide messenger RNA. Its product is annotated as interferon gamma-related-like. The record is from RefSeq and is a predicted model, not a curated record. The transcript has 4 exons. Bases 86 to 592 code for a protein of 168 amino acids. Lineage: Eukaryota; Metazoa; Chordata; Actinopteri; Cypriniformes; Catostomidae. Gene Ontology annotation, biological process: immune response. Gene Ontology annotation, cellular component: extracellular region. Gene Ontology annotation, molecular function: type II interferon receptor binding.
UCAGGAUCUUGUGUUAACAGCUGCUUGAUUCAUAGUGCAAGAGCACGAAACUUCGAAAAGUAAAAAUAAAAAAUAAAAAAAGGAAAUGGAUUCUUGGCUCAACAUAGUACUGAUGUGUGGACUCUUAAUAGUAACUCUUCAGGGAACCAACGGAUCCAGACUUCAUCGGUCCAAAAAUGAGCACCAACAGCUGAUGACAAAUAUCCACCAUCUGCAAGAGCACUAUAACACACUCGGAACAGAAUGGGUUGGAAAGUCAGUUUUUGCUUCCCAUUUGGACCAGCUGAAAUCCAGGGGCUCUUGCACUUGUCAGAUGGUGUUACUCGAUGGAAUGCUGAAAAUCUAUGAAGAAAUCUUCACAGACAUGUGGAAUAAGUCUGAGAACAAAGAAGUUAAAACUCUUCUAGCAUCUGUAAAAAAGAUGGUACAAGACUUGAGAGAUAAGUACAGUGAAGAACAGAAAGUAUGGAGGGAACUUCAGGACAUUCACUCAAUCAAGGUGAAAAAUGGUACAAUCCAUGGAGGAGCACUCAAUGACUUUCUCAUGGUGAUUAAACAGGCCCACAAAGAAAAACAUCACAAGAGCCAGUGAGAAGAUCCAGAAAUCAGACUUAAUCCUGACAUAAGUCAUGUCUUCGCAAUACAUGUAGUAUACUAGUGCCUUGCUAUUGUAAUAUUUAUUUUUAAAUUAUAUGAAACAAAAAAUUAUUUAUUGUUGUUUUGUGUACUCUACUACAAUGGUUCUCAACUGGUCAGUCAUGAUCCAAAAAUGGCUUGCAGGUCUGUUCCAUUAGUUGCAGCUAUAUAAUCAUGCAUAUUUAGGACAGCAAGUAAAUUAUUGGCUGCCAAGAGUAUGAAACCAUCAAAAUUCAGUUUCGUAUGAUUAAUAAUUUUAGGACUGUGCUGAGUUGCCACUUGAUUUCCAAUGUAAACUCUGGGACUUGAAGCAAAACCAGUUGCGAACCACUCCUCUACUACACCAUAACACAAUGGAACUAUAAAUCUAACUUAUUUUUACACAGCCACAACUGCAAUAUUUGCAUAUAUUACAGUGUACAGAACUGGUGCAUGUUGAUCAAAACUAACUGUACAUUUGCUUUAAAGAUUUUGUGAGC